Molecule: messenger RNA, 903 nt
Organism: Adineta ricciae
Lineage: Eukaryota; Metazoa; Rotifera; Eurotatoria; Adinetida; Adinetidae
Source: the annotation of a GenBank genome assembly
AUGGUGCAAAUCAAGAUUGUUGCUCUCUUCUUCAUCUUCUGUGGCUUUUUGACGAAAUGCCAUGCAGAUGUACGAUGUGAUCAAUAUGCCAAUGACUUGGAUAUUCUUUCUAAGUUACCAUUUCCUGUUGGUCUGGAUUAUAAAAAACAAGGACCUGACAGGAGUACGGCUAUCUUAGAUCCGACAAAUUCAACUGUCAACAUGAUUCAACUUCGACAAGCCGGAAAAUUCGUUCCUGAAAGCGUCUUCUGUUUGAAGAAACUUCAAGCUUUAGAUAUCAGAAAUAUGCUUUUCGUCGAUGGUGUUGUUCCAGAUGCUCUAUCAAAUCUUCAAGAAGUUCAUACUCUUGGUAUAGCGAACACACCCAUUACUAAAAUGACCGAGAAAUUAUCAAGUCUCGUGAAACUUCAAAGUUUAAUGUUAGACAAUUGUUCACUUACUCAGUUGCCAAGUCUUAGCGAAUUGAAGAAUCUGACUACGGUUAGUCUUCCAAACAAUCGUUUAACUCAACUUGAAGGUUUGGUAAAAGUUCGAUCAUUGUCACUUUACAAAAAUCAAUUCACUGAGAUUCCAAUGCUCGAAAUACCUGAAGCACUUGGUCGACUUGAUAUGAAUCACAAUCCGGUCAUGGAUAUGUCUUACCUUUUACUUUGUAAGAACAUCACCGAAAUCAGAAUUGCUGUCUCGAAUAUUCCAAUGAUUCCUUCUCACAUUGCUCUACUCAAACGCCUCUCAUUUUUGGACCUAGCUAAUACAAAAAUCACUCAUGUUCCAAGAAAUAUCUUGAAUUUGCCUUAUCUUCAGUUUUUGGUUGUCCAAAACAAUGCAAUUCCAAAAGAAGAAGCUGAUGCACUUAAAAUGGAUAUUCUCAAUCGACAAUUGAAGGUUUCUCUACUCAUCUAA